Gracilinanus agilis (Agile Gracile Mouse Opossum) is the source of this 945-nucleotide messenger RNA. Its product is annotated as olfactory receptor 8D1-like. The transcript has a single exon. NCBI's taxonomy places the organism in Eukaryota, Metazoa, Chordata, Mammalia, Didelphimorphia, Didelphidae. Gene Ontology annotation, cellular component: membrane. Bases 1 to 945 code for a protein of 314 amino acids. Gene Ontology annotation, molecular function: G protein-coupled receptor activity; olfactory receptor activity; odorant binding. The record is from RefSeq and is a predicted model, not a curated record. Gene Ontology annotation, biological process: sensory perception of smell; G protein-coupled receptor signaling pathway.
AUGGCAAUAGUAAAUGACACCUUUGUGACAGAGUUUAUCCUCUUAGGUUUAACAGAGGAAGCUGACCUACAGAUACCCCUCUUUUUUGUCUUUCUGGGAAUAUACACGGUCUCAGUGGUUGGAAACCUUGGCUUGAUUUUAUUAAUUUGGAUAAGUUCUCCACUUCACAUACCCAUGUAUUAUUUUCUCUGUAACCUAUCCUUCAUAGAUCUUUGCUACUCUUCAGUCAUUGUUCCCAAAAUGCUGGUGAACUUCAUAUCAGAAAAGAACAUCAUUUCCUAUACAGGGUGUAUGACUCAAUUAUUUUUCUUCUGCUUCUUUGGAAUCAAUGAGUGCUACAUGCUGACAGCCAUGGCAUAUGACCGUUAUAUUGCCAUCUGUAAUCCUCUUCUCUAUCAUAGCACAAUGUCCCCAUGGAUCUGCUCCCUUCUAGUAGUGGUUGUGUAUAUAAUGGGAGCCUUUGGUGCAAUAGCCCAUACACAUAGCAUGACUAGGUUGUUCUUCUGUGGGGAAAAUGUAGUUAACAGUUAUUUCUGUGAUGUGCUCCCUCUUCUGAAGUUAGCCUGUUCUAGUACCAAUAUCAAUGAGCUCUUGAUAGUAUUUAUUGGUGGAUUAAAUUUAUUGGCCACAAUCCUGCCAAUUUUGAUCUCUUAUACAUUCAUUGUCUUAAGCAUCCUUCGCAUACAAUCUGCCAAAGGCCGUUACAAAGCUUUUAGUACCUGUGGUUCACACUUGACUUCUGUUGCUAUCUUUUAUGGAUCCAUCAUCUUUGUGUACUAUACACCAACUUCUAGCAGCAAAACAAACCAGGAGAAAGUAGCCUCGGUAUUUUAUACCAUAGUAAACCCUAUGCUGAACCCCUUGAUCUACAGCCUAAGAAAUAAAGAUGUGAAGAAUGCACUUUGGAGAGUUAUGCAGGGCAGAAUGGCCUCUAAAUCUAAUUAG